GUUCUAUUCAAGUGUUCAUCUCAGACAACCAAACAUGAAGUGGUUGCUCGCUGUCAUCGCCCUUACCGUCUCUGCCUUGGCCGCCCCCGCUCUCGAGAAGAGGGCAUCUGCCAGUGAUGUCGCUACCGUCGGAUAUGCCGCAUCGGCUGGGACCACUGGAGGCUCUGGUGGCACCACGACCAGAGUCAGCACUCUUGCUGCUCUUACCUCCGCCGUAUCCGGUAACGCCAAAAAGAUUGUCAUCAUUGAUGGGACCAUCACCGGUGAUACCGUCGUGAAAAUUGGUUCCAAUACCUCUGUUCUUGGUGCAGCAGGAGCUUCUCUCGUCGGAGUUGGUCUUCGUGUCCUGUCAGAAAGCAACGUGAUUAUCCGCAACAUCAAAAUCAGCAAGGUUCUUGCAUCUGCUGGGGAUGCCAUUGGUAUCCAGGCAUCAAGCAACGUUUGGAUUGACCACAAUGAUCUUUCUAGCGACCGCGAUCAUGACAAAAACUGUUAUGAUGGGCUUCUUGAUAUCACGCAUGGUUGUACUGGGAUCACGGCGACUUACAACUACAUUCAUGACCACUGGAAGGCUUCUCUUAUUGGUCAUUCCGACUCAAACGGUUCUCAGGAUACCGCCAUCACGGUCACCUACGCCCUCAACUACUUCAAGAACUUGAAUUCGCGCACGCCCUCCUUCCGUUUCGGACACGGCCACAUUUUCAACAACUACUACCAGACCAACAAUGAUGGUAUCAACACCCGCGAUGGCGCUGAACUCCUUGUUGAGAACAACGUCUGGACCAGCGACAACAAAAAUCCCCUCUACUCCACCGAUGAAGGUUACGCUGUCGCUCGUGGAAAUAACUUCGGUGGCCUGUCUAACACUGCUCCGACUGGCACUUUCACUACUGCGCCUUACUCCUACAGCUUGAUCAGCGCAUCCAGUGUUGCGAGCACGGUCAAGGGGUCGGCUGGUGCUACGCUUUCCUUCUGAAAUAGUAGUUAAACGGUCGUACCAUAACUUUCUUUCGUUGAAUGACUGUCACGAAAUGUGUAUACAUAACAAACAUGCAUUUGGUUGCUGUGC
Messenger RNA from Heterobasidion irregulare TC 32-1, 1069 nucleotides. RefSeq names its product polysaccharide lyase family 1 protein. The record is from RefSeq and is a predicted model, not a curated record. The coding region runs from base 35 to 976 and encodes 313 amino acids. Lineage: Eukaryota; Fungi; Basidiomycota; Agaricomycetes; Russulales; Bondarzewiaceae. Gene Ontology annotation, molecular function: pectate lyase activity. The transcript has 11 exons.